This is a messenger RNA of Coregonus clupeaformis (lake whitefish), 1359 nucleotides long. RefSeq lists its product as uncharacterized. The coding region runs from base 1 to 1359 and encodes 452 amino acids. Gene Ontology annotation, biological process: cell surface receptor signaling pathway. The record is from RefSeq and is a predicted model, not a curated record. NCBI's taxonomy places the organism in Eukaryota, Metazoa, Chordata, Actinopteri, Salmoniformes, Salmonidae. The transcript has 11 exons. Gene Ontology annotation, molecular function: transmembrane signaling receptor activity.
AUGUUGGACAAGAAAAAUGAAACAGCAACUGGACAUGUUGAUGUGACCUAUGCUGAGGUUAACCUUAAACAGCAGGCCAAAGCCAAGAAGAAGAAAGAAACAGAAACCCCACCUGAGGCAGAUUCUGUCUAUUCUCAAGUGAAGCCAGUUACAGCCCCAGGUGUGGGUGUUCCUCUGUUCAUCAACAAGACAGUGGGGGACUCCGUGGAGCUGCUGCCUAUAUCGAAGGUGGUGAUCCAGACAGACAUCAAGCUAUUGGCCAACCACUCCUGUACGGUGCGGCUGGUGUGCAACAUGUCCUGCUACUCCAACCUUACAUACACCUGGGAGAGAGACAACGAGAUAGCUGGGUUACCCUCCCUAUUGGACAGGUCCUACUCUGUAGAGCCUCUAUCUGGCAAUGUGACUACUGAAGACUCCUACACUCUGAUCCCUGCUGGUCCUAAUCACAAAGGAGGAUAUGUGUGUAGAGCUGGGAGAGGAGACCCAGUCUAUGACACACUCUACAGUGAACAUCAGUUUCUCUGGUCAGGAGACCUGCAUCCUUCAGUGUCUCUCAGAAUAAGACCCAACAGAACUCAACACUUUACAUCAAAGUCUCUCUCACUGAGCUGUGAGGAGAAGGGGAACUCUACUGGAUGGAGACUGAAGAGAUACAGAGAGAGAGGAGUGGAGUCAGGGUGUGGCUCUAACUGGGGAUCAAUAUCAGGUUCCACAUGUACCAUCAGGUCCACACUUGAAAAGGACAGUGGAGUGUACUGGUGUGAGUCUGCAUCAGGAGAGUACAGUAAUGCUGUCAACAUCACAGUGGAUGCUGGUGCUGUUAUCCUGGAAAACACUGCCUAUCCCAUGACUGAGGAAGACUCUGUGACUCUGCUCUGUACAAAUAGAUAUCCGGAAACAAACCCAAACCCCAAGGUUGAUUUCUACAAAGAUGGAGAACUCAUCAGGAAUGAGACCACGGGAGGGAUGACCAUCCCUGCAGUAUCCAAGUCAGAUGAAGGCUUCUAUAACUGUGAAUCUAAUGAAGGAGAAUCACCAGAGAGCUGGGUGACAGUGAGAGGUGAGAAGAGCAGUAUGUGUGUGUGUGUGUGUGUGCUGCUGUGUGGUCUACUGGUGGUGUCUCCCUUUCUACUGGUGUCUAUCAUGCUGAUGGUGAAAUGCUGCAGGGCUCAAGUCCUAGUAGUAGUGGUUGUGGGCCUGGUUGUUGCUGGUGUUCUACUGGCCAUUCUCCUGGUACUGCUGUGUCGAUAUAAAAACGCCAAAGGCCCCCCCAGCCACACAGCACCAACCUGGACCCCCAACAGGACCAAGGAUCUACCCAGAGCCAGGCUCCUGAUGCUGGGUACACACGUCUGA